Messenger RNA from Stylophora pistillata, 838 nucleotides. RefSeq lists its product as uncharacterized. The record is from RefSeq and is a predicted model, not a curated record. NCBI's taxonomy places the organism in Eukaryota, Metazoa, Cnidaria, Anthozoa, Scleractinia, Pocilloporidae.
UAUCAGAAACAAAGAGAUCGUAAUGUAUUCGUAUCUUGUUUCAAGGCACAGUGCUCGCGCCCUCUGCUCCUGUUUUGAAAAGGUACUCGUUUGAAAAAUUUCAACAAUGAACGGCGAUCUUGUGGAGGAAGGAAAGGCAAAGGCUGCGGGAAUAAUUUCCAUUCUGAUUGGAAUAUCAGCGUUUAUCCAGUUAAUAUGUGGAUUUAUCUAUGUGAGCAAAGGUGGACCCGAAGGUUCUGGUCUGUGGUCUGGAAUCGGGCUUGCCAUUAUUUGUGGUCUCGGAAUCCUCGUUUGGUUGAAGAGAAAUAAAACAGCGAUGGUGUUUUACUUUUUUUUGAACAUCCUGUGGUUUAUUGUGAGCCUUAUCCAAGUCAUCAUCGCGUUCAUCGCCUGGGUGAUUUGGCACUUCAUAAGGAAGUUGGUUGAGACGAACUGCUCUCAACGUGGAGACACAUGCCAUUGUAGCACCGAUAAGGAAGAGCCAUGGCCGGUGCACAAUUGCGAUGACAUCAGGGUCAUCGAGAGCUGCUUCUUGGCAAUCCUGAUCAUGAGUGCGUUUGGUGCCAUUAUGACUCUGUCAGGUUCCAUCAUCGGUUGCAUGGGCACAUGUUGUGCCAAACCAGCUACAGCCAACGUGGUAGUGGUACAGCUUUUUUUUGGGUAUCCUAUGGUAGUACAGCAAACCACAACUCAGGGCUAUGCGGCUCAGUUUUUUUACCCAGGUCAGCAGCCAUACCCAGGUCAGCAGCCAUACCCAGGUCAACAGCAUUUUUUUAUGAUGCAACCAGCCGGUGCCGGGGGUCCCCCACCUGAUUAUGGGUUGCCACUUUUUUUGUAA